CAGUUCUAUCAGUUACUCGUGGCCUGAGUAAAUGGAAAGAUCAAGUGAACACUUCAGUGGUCUAAGAACAAAAUUACUUUUUGACAAAAAACUCUGGAAAAACAUAUGAAAGUUGUUUGAAAUCUGACUUUAGUUUAAUAAAAACCAAAAAUUGUGAUAAUCCACUUGUGAUCGUGUUAAAAAAUUUUAACAUAUUAAACAAAAAUUUUGAUACUUAUUUUCUACGUCCUUGCAAUCAAAUAAUAAAUUGAAACAAAAAUGCCUGAGCUCAUCGAACAAACCAAAACCAUUUCCAAUGGAGUUUCAUCUAUGCAAAACAAAUUGAAACAGGAUAGCUGUGGUCUUUACAAUCACAUUCGUGGCAUCAAUGUGUCAUAUGGCUCCGUUCAAAGGCUUACACCCAAGGUCCAUGCAUUCGUCGAAGAGUCCGUGGUAUUGUGUCAACCAGAACAAAUACAUAUUUGUGAUGGAUCCGAUAUGGAACACAAAAUGCUUUUGAAACAUAUGUUGGAAGCUGGCACCAUUGUGCCUUUACCAAAGUAUGAGAACUGCUGGCUGGCCCGUACAAAUCCUGCCGAUGUUGCACGUGUAGAAUCUAAAACAUUUAUUUGCACUGAAACGAGGGAAGAGGCCAUUCCCACCCCUCAAGAUGGUGUGAAGGGAACAUUGGGCAAUUGGAUUUCUAUAAGCGAUAUGGAAAAAGCCAUCAAAGAUCGCUUUCCAGGUUGCAUGAAAGGUCGUACGAUGUAUAUCGUGCCCUUCAGCAUGGGCCCUGUGGGAUCUCCCCUCUCCAAAAUUGGCGUUGAAAUCACCGAUUCCGCAUAUGUUGUGGCUUCAAUGCGCAUUAUGACUAGAAUGGGCGCCAAUGUCUGGGAGCAAUUGCAAAAAAAAGAAGAAUUCGUUCGUGCACUUCAUUCGGUUGGUACUCCUAUCAAUGGUAUUGUCGAGUGUAACUCAUGGCCUUGCGAUCCUGAAAGAACAAUAAUUUUACACAAACCCGCUGAUAACUUGAUCGUUUCAUAUGGCUCUGGCUAUGGUGGCAACUCGCUUCUUGGCAAAAAGUGUUUUGCUUUGCGCAUCGGCAGCACUAUUGCCAAGAAGGAAGGAUGGCUGGCCGAACACAUGCUGAUUUUGGGCAUCACUGAUCCAAAAGGCGUGAAAAAGUACAUAACAGCAGCAUUCCCUUCGGCUUGCGGUAAAACAAAUUUGGCUAUGUUAAACCCAACCCUGCCCGGCUACAAAGUGGAAUGUGUUGGUGAUGAUAUUGCUUGGAUGAAAUUUGAUAAGAACGGAACUUUACGUGCCAUAAACCCUGAAAAUGGUUUCUUUGGUGUUGCGCCUGGAACGUCUAUGGAAACUAAUCCAAUUGCUAUGAACACCGUGUUUAAGAACACAAUUUUCACAAAUGUUGCAUCAACCUCCGAUGGAGGCGUUUAUUGGGAAGGAAUGGAGAGUAGUUUGGCUGAGGGUGUUACUGUCACCGAUUGGUUGGGUAAUCCAUGGGAUAAGGACUCGGGCAAACCUGCAGCGCAUCCUAAUUCGCGUUUCUGCACUCCAGCCAAUCAAUGUCCAAUUAUAGACUCCGCCUGGGAAGAUCCUGCCGGUGUGCCUAUUAGUGCCAUUCUUUUCGGAGGCCGUCGCCCCGCAGGCGUACCACUUAUAUACGAAGCCCGUAACUGGACGCAUGGUGUAUUUAUGGGAGCCGCAAUGCGUAGUGAAUCUACUGCCGCUGCUGAACACAAGGGCAAGGUAAUCAUGCACGACCCAUUCGCAAUGCGCCCUUUCUUCGGUUACAAUUUCGGAGACUACGUGCAACACUGGCUCAGUAUGGAGGCUCGUGGUAAUGCCCCAAAGAUCUUCCAUGUCAACUGGUUUAGAAAGGGUGCCAAUGGCAAAUUUAUGUGGCCAGGAUAUGGAGAUAACGUUCGUGUCCUUGAAUGGGUUCUACGCCGCAUAGAUGGUGAUGAGUGUGCUGCGGAAUCCGCCAUUGGCUACAUACCUGCACAGAAUGAACUAAAUUUGAGUGGUAUGCCGCAAAAAGUCGACUUGGCUGAACUUUUUUCCCUGCCAAAAGAUUUCUGGAACAAAGAGGUUGAAGAAAUUCGAAAAUACUUUGAAACUCAGAUUGGCUCAGAUCUUCCAGCUGAAAUCUAUAACGAAUUAGAUGAACUGAAGCAACGCGUUGCCACUAUGUAAAUACUUCAUUUAUUAUUUUCUUAGACUUUGUCCAAGACAUCUUUCCGCUACCUGUUUGGCACUGAAGUAUUUAUCUAUGCCCAAACAAUCCAUUAUAGUGUAGAUUCAUAUACAUCACACCGCUGUUUCAAUUAAUUAUAAAUAUAUAUAUAUAUAUUUUAAUUUAUAACAUCGCUAUUAAUUAUAUAAGCAUUAUUUUUUUUAAGAUUUUUGCAUUGUAUUGUACGAGUAUUUAAUAAAUACUGUAUUUGCUAUAUCUGUAAUUGCCCUGUAGUUGUAGUCAAAUCCAUACACAACCACGAUUGGAAAAAUUUAAUUUAAUUAAAUCGUGCACCUAAA
Messenger RNA from Stomoxys calcitrans (stable fly), 2535 nucleotides. RefSeq names its product phosphoenolpyruvate carboxykinase [GTP]. Gene Ontology annotation, molecular function: manganese ion binding; GTP binding; phosphoenolpyruvate carboxykinase (GTP) activity. Gene Ontology annotation, biological process: gluconeogenesis; cellular response to dexamethasone stimulus; propionate catabolic process. Gene Ontology annotation, cellular component: cytosol. The transcript is spliced from 2 exons. The coding region runs from base 259 to 2196 and encodes 645 amino acids. NCBI's taxonomy places the organism in Eukaryota, Metazoa, Arthropoda, Insecta, Diptera, Muscidae. The record is from RefSeq and is a predicted model, not a curated record.